Messenger RNA from Schistocerca cancellata (South American locust), 1542 nucleotides. Its product is annotated as arylalkylamine N-acetyltransferase 1-like. Bases 52 to 726 code for a protein of 224 amino acids. The transcript is spliced from 5 exons. NCBI's taxonomy places the organism in Eukaryota, Metazoa, Arthropoda, Insecta, Orthoptera, Acrididae. Gene Ontology annotation, molecular function: N-acetyltransferase activity. The record is from RefSeq and is a predicted model, not a curated record.
CGGCAGCGUCUAGCAGGAGACCGUGCCGCGCCAAACAGAGUCCUGCAGGUCAUGUCCUCGCCGGGCUUCGCCAUCCGAACGCUGACGGAUAGGGACGGCCCACAGCUGGUGUCCUUCCUGAGGCGCUUCUUCCUGAGGGACGAGCCGCUCAACGCCGCGGUGGGCAUCAUGGCCGACGGGCAGGAAUCCUCUCCAGAGCAGGAGAGCUUCUGUCUGGAGGCGCUGCCCGAAGGACUGUCGCUGCAGGCAGUGGACACGGAGAGCGGGAGUUUGUUGGGAGUCAGCCUCAGUCGUCUGCACCAGCCGGGGCUCGAAGUGGAGGCCGUGAAGAACGCCGAAGCGUGUCCGGACCCUGCCUUCCGCAAGAUUCUCAGGCUCAUCGCGUUUGUCGACCUCCAGGUCUCGGAGGAGCUGCGCAGCCUGUUCCCCGAGGCGGACCUACGGCAGGUUGAGGUCCAGGUCGUAUCUGUGGAUACAGCGACCAGGGGCCGAGGAGUCGCCAAGGCUCUCAUAGACCACACGAGGAAGCUGGCCAAGGACAGAGGAAUCCCGCUGGUGCGGAUUGACUGCUCCAGCGUGUUCUCCGCCAGGGCGGUGGAGAGGCUGGGCUUCCAGGAGGUUUUCUCCCUCAAGUACGACUCUUACAGACCAGACGGCAAGGUCGUCUUCACGCCGUCUGAACAAGCUGGGGAGGAGUACCGCACAUACAUCCAGAGAGUCAUCUGACCUGCUUCUGUACGGUGCAAACAGUGGCAGAAAUGGAUGAGAAACUGACGAACUGCAAACUGACCCAGAGACGUGCUGUCACGUUAUUUAUAGUACCUGAAGAAUACGUAGUGAAAGACACAUUCUCUUGUUGCUUACAAUGUAUGCUUUAAAGUUUUACCAUGCUGUAACAUAUGUUUCCCUACAUUCGCUGAUUCUCUGCACGCAGGGAGAGGCACACUUUCACUGACAAAAUAUCAUUAGCUGUUCAGACACAUCUUUUGAGUAUUUUACUAUAAGGAACCCGCGGCCUCCGGUGCUCAUGAUAGAGUAAUGGCAAUCCGCUUGAUUUGUAUCUGUGUUGUAUAUUAAAUAUUUGCUCAGCAGUGCAAAUUGUCUACCAAUUGCUCUGUGUGUCUUGUUCGGAAAAAAGAAAACUUGUUCUGUUCUAUAUCUACAGCGACAUAUACACCGACAUCUAUACUCCGCUGCUGAUAAUGUGCUUAAGCAGACUGAACAUCUAAGGUCAUCAGCCUCCUAAUAGCCGCCCUCUCACUUUUGGCAAGUUGCUCAGCAGGGGGUUCAUCGACGCCCGAAAAUGAAAGCUGAAGCAACCACCGUGGAACACACUAAAAUCAUGAAACUAAUACGCUUUUACUUCGUAUUUAGUAACUGGACACUGUAUGUGUACCAAAAUCUCUCGCUGGCAAUGUGAAACCAAGUACUUUUAACUUCCAGUUACAGUAUCUGAUCUAGAACCGUAGUUACUCAACCUUCGAAUACGAACAUAUUUAUGCAAAUUACUUUUAAGUGUGUGAUUGUAAUUAAUCUGAAAUG